This is a messenger RNA of Zygotorulaspora mrakii, 3375 nucleotides long. RefSeq lists its product as uncharacterized. The transcript has a single exon. Gene Ontology annotation, molecular function: DNA-binding transcription factor activity, RNA polymerase II-specific; zinc ion binding; DNA binding. The record is from RefSeq and is a predicted model, not a curated record. Lineage: Eukaryota; Fungi; Ascomycota; Saccharomycetes; Saccharomycetales; Saccharomycetaceae. Gene Ontology annotation, biological process: DNA-templated transcription; regulation of DNA-templated transcription. Bases 1 to 3375 code for a protein of 1124 amino acids.
AUGAUGAACAAUAAUGGCGGUAAUAAUGGUUCACACGGUAUGAUGUAUAGUACAGGAAACAUGUAUGUAAGCACAAGCGAGAACGGUGCUUCAUCGUUCCCUGAGCAUUUUUGGCCACAGCCAGUGAUGGACGCUUCGUUAGGUGGGCUCGGUCAAAUGCAUUCGCAAAAUCAUAGCCACGGACGUGGACAUCAGUCUGAUGGAGGGUUUGUCGUCAACGGAGAGAGCGGUCGUAGCAGUGGCAGUGGCAAUGGGAUUGGGAUUAUUAAUGGUAACAGCAGUGGUAACGUCAGCGGCAAUGUCAGCGGAAACAGCAGUGGUAAUGCCAGUGGAGAUAACGCUAGUCGUAGCGUUAGUAGGAAUGGAACUCCAAACCUGAACAGGGCUGCCAAUUACUAUGCCUUUGUGAAUAGUAGUAACCGGCCAAUCAAUUGCCCUCCACAGCAUGGAAAUCAAUAUUCAAGUAAGCCUUUUAUUCAUAAGCCAACCCAAAAUCAUCAAUCAAACCAAGGCCAAAUUCAAAGCCAAAUUCAAAGUCAAAGUCAAAGUCGAAGUCAAAGUCAAAGUCAAAUUCAUCGUCAAAUUCAAACAGUCAAUAAGGUCGACAAUACAAGUGAUCCAUCAAGCCCUAGAACGCAACACAACUUAAAUUACACCGGUGCAAUAGGUCAUCAUAGUGCUUCAUAUAUCAAAAAAAGGGUGGCAAAAGCCUGUGAUCACUGUCGAAAGAGAAAAAUUAAAUGUGGUGAAAUUGAUAAUAACACUAAAAAAUGCGCCAAUUGUACAAAAUACUGUGUUGAAUGUAUUUUCUCUAACCCAAGGGAUGAUUUUGACAAAAAACAACGUAAAAGUUUUGAUAAUCUCAUAAGAUCAAAUUCACAAGGUUCAGAAAACAUUGAUCCAAUAAAAUUUGGGGUGCCACUUGAUUAUAAUGUUGACAUAACAAACGAUCUUAUGACUAGUAGUAACACUAACGAGAUAACAAGAAAUGAUAACGAAACAAGGGAGGAUUCAAUAGACAGUGGUAAAGUGGAAAAAUUGGAUAGAAAAGUAUCUGUUAUCAUUGAUAAAGUUGCGAAAUUAGAAGAUUUAUUUCAUACACUAUUGAAAAGUCAUGAAAAUGAAGCAGAAAAAAACUACCUAAACAAAUCAAAACCAAGACAUUACUAUACAACAUUGUUAACCAUUCAAAAAUUGCUUUGGUUUAAACGAAUAAAUUGUCCACAUGAAUCGUAUCAAUUUUUUUUAAAUCCAUUAAGAGAAAUAAUGACUAUUUCUAUGAAAUGGUAUGUCGCUCAAAUGAAAAUUACUAUUGAUUUUUCUUCUCCAACGUUUAAAAACGGAUACUAUAGUGUAAAUCCUAUACCUUCUCGGGCUCAGUCUAAACGUUUGAUUGAAAAUUUUAGAGCAGCUCUCUUGGCUUCUUCUGGUCCAGGGUUUAAUAGUUUAAAAUACUAUAGUGAUUUGGUCGAUAAAUAUUAUGAUCUUGAUUGGACAUCAUUAUCUUACGCGGAAAUGCUUUUACUUAAUACAAGUAUUUGUUCUGGUGCUUCAAGAAUGAGGCAAGUAAAUUCGAAUGAUUUUUACCAUCUAAGAAAGGAUAAAUAUAAUCCAACAAGAAAUGAAUUGAAAAAAAUUGAAAAUGACACAUUAUUAAAUGCGAUUUUUUAUUACAAUAAAGUUGUUAUUGGAAGUGGCGGAGUUAUCGAAAUUCAGGGCUUACUGUUAUUAAGCUUAUAUUUACAUGAAAAUAUCAAUACAGAUCUAGCUUUGACGGUUCUUUCGAUAGCGAUAAGGUUCGCUUUAGAGAAUGAAUUUAAUAAAGUUCCUCCAUUGAAUAUAUCUUUUGAAGAAGAAUCAAUGAGAAGGAGUCUUUGGUGGCAUUGCUAUAAUAAGGAUAAAAAAUUUGCAUUAUUGUUAUCAAAACCACCAAUAAUUAGAUAUGAUGAUACAAACAUGUUAACAGAUGAACAAUACUACUUUUUUACAAAAAGGAUUCUCUAUACAAAAUUUCCUGAGAAGGAAAAAGAUAUAGACAACUUGGAUGAUUUAGAUUCUGCAUUAGAUUACGUGGUUAAAUUCUCUGAAUUUGUUCCUUUUAUUAUGUCAUAUUUUGUUCAAAAUUUAGGUAAAAUUGAAGCAAAAAUUGUUGACAUUUGUUUUUCUUUCAAAACUUUGGUAAACCUUUCAUUUGAUCAAGUUGUCGAUAAAUUAAUAGAUAUAAGAAAAGAAUUGCUUGAUUGGGUAUCAACCUUACAUCCCUCUAUGAAAUUGGAUAGCUACAAAAAAUAUAUUUCUUUGUUGUAUCUACCAAAUGAUGUUGAAGAUCCCGGUUUAAGCUAUGAAAUUAUUUCUUCACGCGUUAUUGUGGCUCAUCUACGUUCGCUACACUUGAAGAAUCUUUUGUGCAUGUUUGCAACAUCAUUUCUUUUGGAUAAUGCUGAUAAAUUUAGAACUACUCGUCAUAAGAUAUUAACUCUCUAUACAAUGUUUGAAGAAGAGGGUUUGAAAAGCUGUCUGGACAUUCUGAAAAUUUUCCAAUUUGUUGAAUAUGAUCUUCACAUGUAUAAUGAUACCUUAUACAUUUUUCUAACAGCAGCAUUUGCUUUAAUACUACACGUUACUAAAAAUAUUAAUAUUCCUGACAAAAAAAUAAUUCCUCCUAUUAUUGAAUUGUUGAUAAAAGAUCAUGAGCUUCUUGUUGGCCCAAAUCAGGAGCAUUUAGUAUCUGAUAAUAAUAAAUGGAACACAUCAAUUUUUUUCUAUUCUUUUCUAUUAGGAAAAGUUAUCAAUUCAUUCAAUAUUAAAAAUCCAAUUGCAAAAGACUACAAUUUUAAAGCUGAAACUUAUGAACUAAUGCUAAAUAAGAUUCAAAAUUAUAUGGAAUUAUUGAAGAAUGAUGUAUUAGAUGGUUUGGAGAGGCGUAUGAAUAAUUACCCAUUAGGAGAUGAUACUCCUAGCAAAAAUGGCUCUGCUAAGCCAGCUGAUAUAAUGCAAAUAUCUCCAUUAUCAAGAUGUAGAUUUAACAGUUUUGAUGAAGGAACGAUGAAAAAUCUCAGAUCAAAAAAAACCUUCGAGCUCUACAAUAAAGACGUAAAAAAUUGGGUUAAUUUAUCAUCCGAGAGCGACAAAUCACUGUUUCCAAUGAAAAAUUCAUACGUCAGAAGUUAUGAUCCAUUCACCUCUUAUUCCGAUGUUGAGAAUUUGGCUAACGACUCCGCAACUUCAGCACAAGAGAUUUUUCAGGACGAGGCGACUGAUAACAUAGAUCCUUUAUUGGAACAGUUUCAAGACUUUUUCUGUCAAAAUGAAUUAUUCUUUGACCGUGAUUUGCAAAUUGGCAAAGCAUUCAGAAAUCAAAUAUUCAAAGCUUAG